This is a messenger RNA of Arvicanthis niloticus (Nile rat), 4569 nucleotides long. RefSeq names its product centrosomal protein 76 (gene Cep76). Gene Ontology annotation, cellular component: centriole. Gene Ontology annotation, biological process: regulation of centriole replication. The record is from RefSeq and is a predicted model, not a curated record. NCBI's taxonomy places the organism in Eukaryota, Metazoa, Chordata, Mammalia, Rodentia, Muridae.
AGGGGACGUAGGUCGAGGACCGGCGACGGAGGACGUGGGGACCGCGCGUGCGGGAUCCGCGAGGAGGCGGCGCGGUGGACGGCGUGGAUCAGGCAGCUCACAGGCCAGCCCCGGCGUCUGUCAGUCCGCACCGUUUGAAGACAGUUAGUUGUGGCGCCCGGGCUGCCGGGUUCCCGCCCUGCCAAGUCUGACGCGGCCGCGGCGCUUUGUGCUCCGCCCGCCACGGAUGCUGCGCGGCCGGGACGACGGACUCCGCGGCUGCACCGUGUGAGGCGGAGAGUAGCGGCCGCGAGACGCCAGCGCCGGCAUGUCGCUGCCUCCGGAGAAAGCCUCGGAGCUGAAGCAGCUCAUCCACCAGCAGCUGAGCAAGAUGGAUGUCCAUGGCAGAAUAAGAGAAAUUCUUGCAGAGACUAUACAAGAAGAAUUAGCACCUGAUCAACAACAUUUAUCAACAGAGGAUCUGAUCAAAGCUCUCAGACGACGAGGAAUCAUUGAUGAUGUAAUGAAAGAACUUAAUUUUGUGACUGAUAGUGUUGAUCAAGAGCUCCCUUCUCCAAAGCAAACUGUUGGUUUUGAUAAGCAGUCAACACUAAAGAAAACUAAUAUUGAUCCAACACGGAGGUAUCUUUACCUUCAGGUUUUGGGUGGAAAAGCUUUCUUGGAACAUCUGCAAGAACCUGAGCCUUUGCCUGGACAAAUUUGUUCAACUUUCACUUUAUGUUUACAUUAUCGGAACCAACGUUUUCGCUCAAAACCCGUACCCUGUGCUUGUGAGCCUGAUUUCCAUGAUGGCUUUUUGCUUGAAGUUCACAGAGAAAGUUUAGGCGAUGGAACUAGGAUGGCCGAUUCAACAACAAUGUUAUCAAUAAGUGAUCCAGUUCACAUGGUACUAAUCAAAACAGACAUAUUUGGUGAGACUACUUUAGUUGCCUCCUAUUUCCUGGAAUGGAGAUCAGUUUUGGGCUCAGAAAAUGGAGUGACCAGUCUGACUGUGGAGCUCAUGGGUGUAGGCACAGAAUCAAAAGUUUCCGUGGGAAUUUUAAAUAUAAAACUUGAAAUGUACCCACCACUCAGCCAAACGCUAUCUCAGGAAGUAGUGAACACACAGCUUGCCUUGGAACGUCAGAAAACUGCAGAGAAGGAACGAUUAUUUCUAGUUUAUGCUAAGCAGUGGUGGAGAGAGUAUUUGCAAAUUCGACCAUCACACAACUCACGGCUGGUCAAGAUUUUUGCCCAGGAUGAGAAUGGGAUAAAUAGACCAGUCUGUUCCUAUGUUAAGCCACUUCGAGCUGGACGACUUCUGGAUACUCCAAGGCAAGCUGCCCGAUUUGUUAAUGUCCUUGGUUAUGAACGAGCCCCUGUUAUUGGAGGAGGUGGCAAGCAGGAGCAGUGGUGCACUCUGCUGGCUUUUCUCUGUAGAAACAAGGGUGAUUGUGAAGACCACGCUAACCUGCUGUGCAGCCUUCUUCUUGGAUAUGGACUGGAGGCCUUUGUCUGUGUUGGUACUAAGGCCAAGGGGGUACCUCAUGCAUGGGUCAUGACCUGUGGAACUGAUGGGACCAUCAUGUUUUGGGAGAGUUUAACAGGCCACAGGUACAUCCACAAGCCUACUAAUCCUGAUGGAUCUCCACUUGCUGAACAGCCCAAACCACUGUACCCCUAUCGAACAAUCGGUUGUGUUUUCAAUCAUCAGAUGUUCCUGGGAAACUGUCAACCCUCGGAUGCAGUAGAGACCUGCAUAUUUGAUUUGAAUGAUGAAUCUAAGUGGAAACCCAUGAGUGAAGAAGCAAUUAAGUCUGUGUGUGCCCCAGGUGCUACUACAUCUCUCCCUCCCUUCCCUCCUCUGUGUGCAUCCACGAUUGAUGCCUCAGUCACAAGCAAUGAAAUCGAAAUGCAGCUAAGGCUUCUGGUGUCCGAACACAGAAAGGACCUUGGCCUCACCACUGUUUGGGAAGACCAGCUCUCCUAUCUUUUAUCACCAGCUUUGGCUUCAUAUGAAUUUGAGCGAACAACAAGCAUAUCUGCAGGCAAUGAAGAAUUUCAGGAUGCUAUAAGGAGGGCUGUACCUGAUGGUCACACAUUUAAAGGGUUCCCAAUACAUUUUGUGUAUAGAAAUGCAAGGCGUGCAUUUGCUACUUGUCUUCGGUCUCCAUUUUGUGAAGAAAUAAUCUGUUGUCGUGGAGACCAGGUGCGACUGGCAGUUCGUGUUCGGGUGUUUACCUACCCUGAAUCUGCAUGUGCUGUUUGGAUCAUGUUUGCUUGUAAAUAUCGCUCAGUAUUAUAGGACUAACAUUUCCUAAGAAUUAUUCCUGUGUUUUAUUAGAAUUGUAUAUGAGUAGCUGUGUGAAACUUUCUUAAUUUAAAAUCAGCCUUUUGGAUGUCAUUGUUUUAUAUAGAUCUGACUGGUAAUGUUUUAAAAUAUCAUGUAUGUACUUUAAAAUUAAGGAUAAAAAUUUGUAUUGAAUUUAGUAUGAAUUAAGUAUAUAAUAAUAAAUGAUACUUUGUUUUGAGGGACUCAGUAGUUAAAAUGUGAAUGUAAGAUCUGUUCAUUUACAUUAGUAAUUAAAGAGAUUUAUCUAAUGGUUUAAGCCAUAGUUAAAUAAAAGUGAUCAUUAUUUUUCAUAAAGAAAAGAUUAUUUUACACAAAUUAGGAGAAAUUAACCUCAUAAUAGUUUAUUUAUUACAUAGAUGAAAAUAUAUUUUGCUAAAUUAUAAUUUUUGUGUGAUACUAGGGAUAUAUGAGGCUUUCCAGAAGUCUAUGUGAAGACUUUGAUGUAAGGAUAGAAAAAAGCUAGGUGUGUUGGCACACACUUUUAAUUCCACAACAGGCCAGCCUGGUCUCCAUAGCAAGUUGCAGGCCAGUUGGGGCUAUAUAGUGAGAACCUGACUCCAAAACACAACAACAACAACAACAAAAGGAAUCUAGUAACUAAAAAGCAUAAAUUUUAAUAAUCUCACAUGAAUAUGUGGUAUGUGAAUAAUGUAUGGAUAUUAUUAAAAUUAAUUGAGUACUUUAGAAAAUAUUUAUUAUACUUCAUUGUUACAAUAUUGGUUGUUCUUGUUGUUCUUGUUGUUGUUGUUGUUGUUGUUGUUGUGAUGAAAACAUCAGCCUAUUGCCAGGCUUCAGUGGUGCAUACCUUUAAUUCCAGCACUAGGAAGCCAGAAACAGGCAGAUCUCUGUGAGUACAAGGGCAGCCUGGUCUACAGAGCUAGUUCCAGGACAGCCAGGGCUACACAGAGAAUCUGCAUCAAAAAAACAAACAAACAAAAAACCAACAAAAAACAGAUCAGCCUACAGGUGACUAAUGUCAUUGAAAAAAUCAUAAGAGGCCAUUGAGAAAGCAUGUGAUUUAUGCUUAUUUUAGAUUGAGCAAAUUUAAAUGUUUUAAGAGAGCAAAGGUAAGCAUUAAAAACUAGUUUAACUUUCUGUAAGUAACUAAUGAUGAAUGUUUUCAUUGUCCAUUCUGCUUUUGUGCAGAGGGUUGUUUUGUUUUGUUUUUGUCUUGGUCAUACUAGGAAUUAGAUCAAGGGCUUCCUACAUGCUAGGCAAACACUAGCACUGAGUUACACCCACAGUGUCUCAACUAUGUAGCCCUGGCUGGCCCAGAACUCACAGAAGUUUGCUUGCCUCUGUUUGCAGUUUCUUAGUUUAGUUGCUUAUUCAUUGGUCUCCUUAAGAAAUAAGUGUAUGCCAGUCCACUGUCCAAAUUAUUUAUUGUUUUCAUUACUUGCUAUUGCAAAUAAAAUGAUUUUAUUUAUUGAUUGAUUGAUUUUUGGAUGUCUGACUUUUUUGUUUUGAUUUUGUGUGCUUGCACACGUGGGUGUAUGUCAUAGAAUUUGUAGACUGCAGACCAACUUUCUGGAGUAGGUUCUGUCCUUCACACUCUUUGGGCUCUGUAGAUUGAACUCAGGUCUUCAGUCUUGCCAGCAAGGGAGUGCCUUUACCCCUGAGCCAUCUUACUCGCCUAAAAAUUAUUGUUUGAAAUUGAAAUCUAAAGAUACCAUGCCUAGCUGUGGUGGCACAUGCCUUUAAUCCCAGCACUUGGGAGGCAGAGGCAGGCAGAUCUCUGUGAGUUUGAGGCCAGACUGGACUACAGAAGGAGUUCCAGGACAGCCAGAGCUACACAGAAACAUUGUCUACCAAAAAAAUCCAACAACAACAAAAACAAAACAAAACAAAAAACACACAAAGCAAAACAAAAACAACCAACUGAUCAAACAAAAAACCCCUAAAGAUAGUUAGAUAUUGUAAAACUUAAAAAAUAUAUAAUGAAUAUUUAUGAUUUAAUGUGUUUUUAGAAGUCAAAAUAUUACUCCAUUUUCAACUCUUGUAAGAUUGACAUGACUUUAGAGAAUUAAUCUGUUAUUAGAAUUAUACAUAAAUCUACCAACAGAAAAUCACUUACAGUUUUCAACUUUUGAGGUAAACUGUGGCAUAUACAAAGAAACUGGAUGUAUUGAGAUCAAAGCUGUUACUAGGUUGGUCCUCCUGUCUUCCUAUAAAGUAGCACAUGUAUUUUAGCAUGUUUUUGUCACCAAUUCUACAAUAAAUUUGUUUGUUAUGCACUU